Messenger RNA from Daktulosphaira vitifoliae (grape phylloxera), 2381 nucleotides. RefSeq names its product GATOR complex protein NPRL3-like. The record is from RefSeq and is a predicted model, not a curated record. Gene Ontology annotation, biological process: TORC1 signaling; negative regulation of TORC1 signaling; positive regulation of autophagy. Lineage: Eukaryota; Metazoa; Arthropoda; Insecta; Hemiptera; Phylloxeridae. Gene Ontology annotation, cellular component: GATOR1 complex. The transcript has 7 exons. The coding region runs from base 96 to 1733 and encodes 545 amino acids.
UGGCAUUAAUUUUCUUAGGAUUUGUUGGAAAAGAAUAAUUUUCUUUUGUAAAUAUAUACUAAUUUUUUAUUAAAAUAUAUUUUAGACCUAAUAAAAUGAAAAUAGAAACAAAUCCUAUGUGUGUGUAUUUAGUGAAAAACGACAGUAAAGGAGAUAAAUUGUUAUUUCGAUAUCCAUUUGGUAAUAUAAAUGGUACAGUAAAAACAAAUACAAAUGAACCUUGUAAAAGAUCGUUACAUAGAAAUGCAUCACUUGAUGGAGUUUAUUACUCACAAGAGCAAACAGAUUUUCUUGAUGAUGUUAUAUCUAGUUUAUUUGCAGUAAAAAUGGAUUUGUGUGAUCGUAAAUUUGAAUUAAAAGUAAAUAAUAUUCGCUUUAUCGGACAUCCUAUACAAAUACAAACUGGUGGUAGUAAUCGAAAAAAAAAACCAGAAAGUCCUUCAAUUAUUUUAAUUAAUGUUGUAUUCGCGUUGGAUGCUUUUGCUCGUCGCCAAAUUUCUCACUGUUACUAUGAUUUGAGUAAAAUGAUAGGAAUUGCUCUUGGGCAUGAAGAAAAACGAUGCUCAUAUUUAUCUAAACAAAUAAAAAAUAUGUUAGCCAUACAUGAUUCUAUGGCUUCAGGGUCAGAUGCUGAAGUAGAUACUAUUACUGAAAACAAGCAUUUUGAAAAAAUUUUAGAAGAAUGCUCUCUUGCUCAAGAUUUAAAAAAAGUUUAUAAUGAUGUUUGUGCUGAUGGUAUCAUUAGAUUAAAAGUAAACAAUUGGAUAGAAAUAAGCUUUUGUUUGCCACAUAAAGUUCAUCAUUUUUAUAAAGAAGGACAGUACUUUGAACCCGAUUCUAUAAACAAAUGUUUAAAAGGUCUUAGACCUUACCAUGGAUUACUAUUAAUGACAGACCGUAAAAAACUAUUAGAAAAUUUACCUACUGAUUCUAGUCCAUCAAUUGUGAGACUAAUUAAUAUGUAUAACCCAGUUAAAAGUUUACAAACAUUAUCUGCUGAUGCAGAUCUCACCAUAGCCCAAGUAUUUAAUAUUGCUGGUCAUCUGAUAUAUUGGGGAGAUGCCAUUGUGAUAUUUCCUUUAUGUGAAACAAACAUGUAUACAAUUGCUCCAAAUGUUCCUACUGAACGAGAGAGUAAAUUUGCUAUUGAAUUUGAGGAUAAAUUUCCUGAUCAUAAUUUAUUAGAGGUAAUGAGUGAAUUUUCACUUCCCACGUCAUUGCAGUAUAAAAUGUGUCCGAUAGAAGACAAAAGUAGCAGUGCUACAAUGGUUCAAAUAGUUAUAUGGUUAUUACAGCGCAAAAUUUUAUUACAAUUGCAUACAUAUAUAUAUUUUAUGCCAACUAAUAAAGGCCUAACUGUAGCAAAUGUCUAUUCUGAAAAAAUGAUUGAUAAUGGACAACCAUCUGAAACUCCAAUGACUAUCUAUCAAACAGGUUCAGAGAGCUGGUUUAAUUCAUCUGUUUGUAGUGCCGAAGAGUUAUUUCAUAGUUUGACUGAAGAAGAGCAGUCAGCUUUGAUGUGUAUACCAGCAUCUGCAAAUCCUUAUGAUUUUCAACUGCUUAUGAGAUUAUUAAAACAAGGUUAUUUUACUGGUGAACAUCAUUUAGAAGAAAUUAUGUAUUUAGAAAAUCUAAGGCGGUCACAGUUACUACAACUAUUAGACAAAUUUAAAGAUGUUUUAGUAUUAGUAGAAAUGGAAGAUCCUGCUAUUAGCAAUUUUUACUCCCAUUAAUAAAGUUGAUAAAGUAUAAUAAAAUAAUUAUUUAUAAACUUACUUCAAUUUAAUCAAAGAUUACUAUUGACAUCUUCCAAUAAACCUUUGGUAACUUAUACUAUUAUAUAAUUACUUUUUUAACAUUUAAUUUUAGGUAUUUAUUGUAAAUUAUAAAUUAGUUUUGUACAAAGAUAUAUCUAAUUAUUUUAUUAUUAAAUUGAAAAAAAUGAGGUAUCAUAGUCUAAAUUAUUUAAAAUGAAUACUUGUUAAAUUUUUUAUUAUAAGGGUCAAAAUACUUCUUCAUUUAAAUAACUUUUUUUAUUAAUUUUUAUAUAAGUCCAAUGGAAAUAUAAUCUUUUAAUUUAUUAAAAAUUAUACUAUACAUUAGAAAUCUUAAUAUUACUAAUUUAGUAUCUCAUAUUUAAUUGUAUGAUUACCAUCUCAAAAUAAAUACUAUUGGCCUAUAAAUUUUCUAUAGAUGAGUUUAAAAAAUCAACAAAAAGCUAAAAAUAUUAAUAUACAUGAAAAUAUAUUAACCCAUGAGUGCUAAAAAGAUCAGCCUAGUCUCACUUCUACUUCUAGUUCAUCUUUAUAUUUGUGAUGGUUUAUUUAUAUAUUUAUAUUCAGAUUUUUUUUUAAAUAAAAUAGUUAUUACCUAAUUAUUUC